This is a messenger RNA of Eimeria tenella, 630 nucleotides long. Its product is annotated as OSJNBa0079C19.6 protein, related. The transcript has 2 exons. Lineage: Eukaryota; Apicomplexa; Conoidasida; Eucoccidiorida; Eimeriidae. Bases 1 to 630 code for a protein of 209 amino acids. The record is from RefSeq and is a predicted model, not a curated record.
AUGACCCCAGAUCAGCUCACAUUCCACAAACAGGAGAUAGCUAAAUUAUCGGACAAUGGUUGGAUUGGACCGACCCAUUCGCCUAUUUGCCCUCCUACGAUCAUGGUAGACAAGCGUGAUGAUGGCUCCGGUGAGCGGAAGAUGCUUAUGGUUGUUAAUUUCCAGGCUCUAAAUGCCUUUACGAUAGUCCCUGAUUUUCCGCUACCUCCCAAUCAAACCAUUCUGGAGAUGAUGGGAGGCGCCAAGUAUUUUUCCACUUUGGAUCUUGAAGCAGGAUUCCAUCAAAUACGUAUGGCUAAGGAAGGCCGGUGGAAGACAGCUUUCCGGUCCGUUCUCGGGCUAUUCGAGUACCGAUUCCGAUCAAGCGGUGCGGCAGCUCAAACAAACAAACAGCGCUUAAUCGACUUCACUACAUUACAAGUCCCCGACACCACGAAACUCUUCGAGUUAUACACGGACGCCUCUGGUUAUGCGAUCGGAGCAGUUCUGGAACAAGACGGCAAGCCCAUCGGCUUCCUCAGCCAAGUCAUGAACCCCAUGCAACAGAGAUACUCGAUCUACGAUCAGGAACUCUUGGCGUUGGUCAUGGACUGGACAAGUGGUCGCACUUGCUCCGUGUUUCCAAAGUAA